UGAACUGUGAAAAGAGUGAUCAUGGAUGCGAAUGCCGACGAGUACGAGCACGAUGUGCCCGACGUGAUGUACGUGGCGUGCAACAUUCCAGGUCCCGGCAUCGAUCUGGACGAAUUCGAGUCGGAGUACAGCGUAGGCUGUUCAUGCACGGCUCGGUGCGACUCUGAUCGUUGCUCGUGUACGCGCGCCACUCCAAAUUAUAUCGAUGGACUGAUAGUAGACAAGGAGAAACCUUCAGGGCCUAUAAUGGAGUGUAACUCUCGUUGCACCUGUGACAGCGGUUGCGGUAAUAGAGUGAUACAAAACGGUCCGUUGAACUGUCUAGUUGUGCGAGAAGUCGGUGGUAAAGGGCUCGGUUUGUUCACUAGUAAAUCAAUCAGAAAGAGUCGAUUCAUUUGCGAGUACGCUGGCGAGGUGAUAGGCUUGAGGGAAGCCAGGCGUAGAGUAGAGGCGAAUAAGAACAGCACGAAUUACGUGUUGGUGGUUACCGAGCAUGUCGGGGAUCGAGCGUUAGUCACGUGCAUAGAUCCGAAACAGUUUGGUAAUAUCGGUCGCUACGCGAAUCACAGCUGCGAGCCGAAUGCUAAUCUCGUACCGAUCAGGGUCGAGGGCUCGGUACCUCGAUUAUGUUUGUUCGCAUCCAGAGAUAUAGGAAUCGGGGAAGAAAUAACUUUUAACUACGCUGGCGGAGUUAAUUCCGUCCAUAAUCCGAGUGUUACACGUUGUCUUUGUGGUUCCAAUAACUGUUCCGGUUAUUUGCCUCAUAAUUCUAUUUAAAAGCUGUUCAGCCCUCUUUUAAUAGAAAUUGCUCGAGGGCCUUAAGUGUAUGAUAUUAACGGAAUAACUAACUGAUUAUAGCUAAAUUGUACAUACGACACAUAAUGUGGGAUGGGUUUCUUUUUAUUCAUUAGUUUCAUUAAUUUGUGUUUUAACUAGAAAUUUACGGUGCCAAUUGUAUAGAAAUAUAUUUUUUUUUUUUUUGCCUUGGGACGGAGUGUCGAGCUUUCCUGUUCAUGUGUUCGUUUAUGUCGACAUUAGGAUAAACGAUUGAUACUUUUAUGAUCAUAGCCGUUAUGAUGCCGACAGUGAACUAACAAAAGUAACGGAAAAACAAUUAUUAUUAUUAUUAUUACAACUAAUGUUAAUAAAGACGUAAAAGAAGCAUUUAUAUACAUCACGGUGGAAACGACUUGAAAUAAAAGCAGGGUAAACUAUUGAAUAUUUGACAUGAAAACAAUAAAAAGUACUCUGUAAUAAUUAAUACAUGGCUCAUCAACAAUGAUACAAUAUUAUUUAACAUUAAACGUUGUAUACGUAUCAAACAAUUUUUAUAGUUAUUAACGAUGUCUUAUACGUGUGUUGUAUACGUACACCAAGUAUAUUGUAUACACAUGUAUAAAAUUAAAUAAUAAUAAUAUCAGCAAUUUUUAAACGUCCACUCGACGAUGUAAA
This is a messenger RNA of Ceratina calcarata, 1452 nucleotides long. RefSeq names its product putative histone-lysine N-methyltransferase set-23. Gene Ontology annotation, molecular function: zinc ion binding; protein binding; histone methyltransferase activity. The transcript has a single exon. Lineage: Eukaryota; Metazoa; Arthropoda; Insecta; Hymenoptera; Apidae. Gene Ontology annotation, cellular component: nucleus. Bases 22 to 777 code for a protein of 251 amino acids. The record is from RefSeq and is a predicted model, not a curated record.